ACAUCUCAUGUCAUCGGAGUGGCAGAGCGGUGCGCUGAGGACCUAUUCACACAAAUCUACAAACACAACUCAAAGCCAAUCCUCCUACAGCCUCCAAUAAGACCAAAUUACGAAUCCCUUUCACUCGCUUCUUCAAAUGGAGCGAAAGGUUUUAUGGUAGGCCGGGAGGCUGAAGCUGGAGGCAUUGCGAAACACGGGGCCAAAUUAGUUACUGCAGUCGCUUGCGCUCAAGUACCUAAGUUUACUGUGAUUGUUGGUGGGAGCUACGGGGCGGGAAACUAUGGAAUGUGUGGUCGCGCCUUUUCCCCCAAUCUUCUCUUCAUGUGGCCAAAUGCACGGAUAAGCGUGAUGGGUGGCGAGCAGGCAGCCAACGUUCUUGCCCAGAUCCAGACCGAUCAGCGAAGAAGAGAAAAUAAGCCAGAAGUAAUUGAUCUGGUGGCCUGUCCGGUUCGGCCGGCCCGCUUGAUCCGUCUUUACGUGGCAACCACAACUGGCUCAACUUCGAUGUUGCUAGGCUCCUACGGUCCACUUUUCCCGCCUCGUUUGCAUACUCCUAGCGCCACCAUUCACCGCCAUGGCUACAAAUGGGGCUGUGUCUGA
Molecule: messenger RNA, 600 nt
Organism: Protopolystoma xenopodis
Lineage: Eukaryota; Metazoa; Platyhelminthes; Monogenea; Polystomatidea; Polystomatidae
Source: the annotation of a GenBank genome assembly